GAUCGCGAGCAGCAUGUGGACGCUCCGGCGCCGAGCGGCCGCCGGCGUCCUGUCCCGCUCGGCGCUCGGGGGCUCGGCCCAGGCCCGCGCCGGGGCCCAGCGGCCGCCAAAGGACGCCCCGCUCCCCGGCCGCCGGGGCCUGCGCGUCGGGACCGCCGCGGCCUGCGCGCCCGGACGAGCCAGUUCGAGCCUCCACUGCCUCAACCAGCUUCUGAAUGUCAAAAAGCAGACUGUCUGUCUGAUGAAUUUGAGGACAACGGGAACUUUAGGCAACCUGGGCUGUCUAGACGAGACCACCUAUGAAAGACUGGCCGAGGAGACACUGGACUCCUUAGCAGAGUUUUUUGAAGACCUCGCAGACAAACCUUACACAUUUGAAGACUAUGAUGUCUCCUUUGGGAGUGGUGUUUUAACAAUUAAACUGGGCGGAGAUCUGGGAACCUACGUGAUCAACAAGCAGACCCCAAACAAGCAAAUCUGGUUGUCUUCUCCAUCCAGUGGACCCAAGCGUUACGACUGGACUGGAAAAAACUGGGUGUACUCUCACGACGGUGUAUCCCUCCACGAGCUACUGACCACGGAGCUAACUAAGGCCUUAAAAACCAAAGUGGACUUAUCUUCCCUGGCCUAUUCUGGAAAAGGCACCUGAUGCCCAGCCCAAUUCUAAAGACAUUAAAAGCUAUGAAGCCAAGACUCCAGCUUCAUUCUGCAGCUGAGUGUCUAGUGUUUUCCAUUACUGCUUUUGAGGACAAUUGCAUUGUGUGUAACAGCUCUGCGGAAAGAAUGCAUUGCCUUCCACUCUACCCCCAAGUUCAGAUUUUUAAUUUCCGUGGAGUUUUUUUGGAUUUAUUGUCUGAUUUCCUCCCUCACAUGAUAUCCCUUAUCUUUUAUAAUGUCUAUAUACCCAUGCCUUUAUAAAUAACCUUACAACAAAGAAAAAUAAGAAGGGAAAAUUCUAGGAGGAGAAAUGAAUUGAUUUCACUAUCCAUUCUUUGAAGGACUUACUGCAAAACCUACAUGAAGGGCAGUUGGCUGACCUCACCAUUCUGUCUCAAAUGAGACUCAUUAAAGGGCAGCCUAUAAAUGUUCCCCCACCUCUUGAGAAUGUAAACACUUCUAAGCCCUUUAGUAUUGAAGUGCGGAUGGCCACUCGAGAAUUCUCCAGCCGAAGACCAUUCUAUGCUUCGUGUCUGCCAGGGUGUAGCCUGCGAGGGGUGACUCAGGGACGUGUGAUGUCGUUUCUUCCACAUAUGCAUGUAUGUGCACAUACACACAUUUGCAUGUAUGUGUGUAUGUAUAUAUAUGUUUUUUGGGUUUUUUUUAAUUUAAGGGUCAGUAUAGAAUCGGCUGCUGCAACACAGAUCUGAGAAUGCAAAAAAUCUCACCAAGAUAAUAGGGGAAUAAAGCUGUCUCCAUAAGCUCAUGGAUGUAAUAUAAUAAAGUAUUAGAGCUGAGGAAGUGCUUUGUAAAUUGGGAAGGGCCACAUAAAUGAAAGAGAUGUUCAUGUUGAUGACAAGAACCCUGGUCCUACAAUUGG
This is a messenger RNA of Diceros bicornis minor, 1537 nucleotides long. RefSeq names its product frataxin (gene FXN). Bases 14 to 649 code for a protein of 211 amino acids. Gene Ontology annotation, molecular function: ferrous iron binding; iron chaperone activity; 2 iron, 2 sulfur cluster binding. Lineage: Eukaryota; Metazoa; Chordata; Mammalia; Perissodactyla; Rhinocerotidae. The record is from RefSeq and is a predicted model, not a curated record. The transcript has 5 exons. Gene Ontology annotation, biological process: iron incorporation into metallo-sulfur cluster; intracellular iron ion homeostasis. Gene Ontology annotation, cellular component: mitochondrion.